Recurvomyces mirabilis is the source of this 678-nucleotide messenger RNA. RefSeq lists its product as uncharacterized. The record is from RefSeq and is a predicted model, not a curated record. The coding region runs from base 1 to 678 and encodes 225 amino acids. Lineage: Eukaryota; Fungi; Ascomycota; Dothideomycetes; Mycosphaerellales; Teratosphaeriaceae. The transcript has a single exon.
AUGUCCCGCUACAACAGCCGAUACGACGACGACGAGGGCUACUCCAGCUCCGACUCCACCCUCGUGAACGAACGCCAGCGCCGACCCGCACCCACGCGACCACGACAGAGCAGAUAUCGCACCCCAUCCUCCUCCCGCUCACGCUCACGCUCCCGCUCCCGCUCCCCACCGCCUCGACCCCGAACCUCAUACCAUCACGACGACACCCAUUCCACCCGCUCCGCCCGAACAGCAGAAACGCCCGGCUCAGGCGGCUCCAAAUUCGACACCCUCGGCAAAGCCACAAUAGCCAUCGGCAUCAUCUCCGUCCUCUCCGGCCUGCUGCAAAUCUGGAACACGAAAAAAACCGCCGAGCGGGAACGACAGGAUAAACGUCGACGGCGGGAGAUGUUUGAGCGAUCAAAGGUACAGCGGAGACGGGAGGAGGCGAAAGUGGAGGAUGAGAGGCGCAGACGGAGGGAUAGGGCGAGGUGGGAGGAGGAGAGGAGUGAGGUUAGUGAUGUGAGGCGGAUUGGGUAUGCGGGGCGGGCGAGGGAGGAGGAGUCGCUGCCGAGGCAGAUUCGCAUGAUUGAGGGUGGGGAGGGAGAGGGAGAGGGAGGUGGAGGUGGGAGGAGGAGGGGUGGGGUUGGCGAUGAUGUCGGGUAUGAGGAUGAUUAUCGAUCGAGGCGAGGACGAUGA